Molecule: messenger RNA, 5064 nt
Organism: Conger conger (European conger)
Lineage: Eukaryota; Metazoa; Chordata; Actinopteri; Anguilliformes; Congridae
Gene: atl2
Product: atlastin GTPase 2
Exons: 13
Coding region: 25-1782 (585 amino acids)
Biological process (GO): endoplasmic reticulum organization; protein homooligomerization
Molecular function (GO): GTPase activity; GTP binding
Source: RefSeq, a predicted model, not a curated record
UUUGAUUAUUUUAAACAGAACAAGAUGGCGGAGGAGAGCGGGUUGAGGAAUCGGAAUCAUUCCCACCAAAAUUGCAAAAACAACGUUUUUGAAGAAGGUUGGCGCGGCGGCGGCGUGGAGCCCGUGGCCAUGCUGGACUCGGACACGGCGCCCCCCGGUGGCCCGGAGGCCGAGGACCCGGAGGAGCCCUGGGACGUGGCGGCCCGGCCCAUCCAGAUCGUCCUGGCGGACGAGGACGAGCACGACUUCGAGCUGGACGAGCGGGCGCUGGAGCAGAUCCUGCUGCAGGAGCACGUCCGCGACCUCAACGUGGUGGUGGUGUCCGUCGCCGGGGCCUUCCGCAAGGGCAAGUCCUUCCUGCUGGACUUCAUGCUGCGCUACAUGUACAACAAGACGUCCGAAUGCUGGCUGGGAGGCUGUGAGGACCCCCUGACCGGCUUCACCUGGAGGGGGGGCUGUGAGCGCGAGACCACGGGGAUCCAGGCCUGGAGCGAGGUCUUCGUGGUGGACAAACCUGACGGCAGCAAGGUGGCCGUCCUCCUCAUCGACACUCAGGGAGCCUUUGAUAGUCAGUCAACCAUCAAAGACUGCGCCACUGUGUUCGCCCUGAGCACCAUGACCAGCUCCGUACAGGUCUAUAACUUGUCUCAGAAUAUACAGGAGGACGACCUUCAGCACCUUCAGCUCUUCACGGAGUACGGACGUCUCGCCAUGGAGGAGAUCUACCAGAAGCCCUUUCAGACCCUGAUGUUUUUAAUCCGAGACUGGAGCUACCCUUACGAGCAUAACUACGGCCUGGACGGCGGGCGGCGGUUCCUGGAAAAGAGGUUGCAGGUGAAGCAGAACCAGCACGAGGAGCUCCAGAACGUGCGGAAGCACAUCCACUCCUGCUUCUCCAACAUCGGCUGCUUCCUGCUGCCCCACCCCGGCCUCCGCGUCGCCACCAACCCCAACUUCGACGGCAGGCUAAUAGAUAUCGACGACGAGUUUAAGCGGGAGCUGAAACAUCUGGUGCCGUUGCUGCUCUCCCCGGAGAAUCUGGUGGAGAAGGAAAUCGGAGGAACCAAAGUCACCUGCAGAGACCUUGUGGAGUAUUUUAAAGCCUACAUCAAGAUCUAUCAGGGCGAAGAACUGCCUCACCCAAAGUCCAUGUUACAGGCAACCGCAGAAGCGAACAACUUGGCGGCCGUCGCAGGAGCUAAGGACUCGUACAAUAAGAGCAUGGAGCAGGUGUGCGGCGGGGACAAGCCGUACAUCGCACCGUCGGACCUGGAGCGCAGCCACGAGGAGCUGAAGCAGUGCUCGGUGCGCCAGUUCCGCGCCGUGAAGAAGAUGGGCGGCGAGGAGUUCUGCCGCCGCUACCAGGAGCAGCUGGAGGCGGAGCUGGACGAGGCCUACGCCAACUUCAUCAAGCACAACGACAGCAAGAACAUCUUCUACGCCGCGCGGACGCCCGCCACGCUGUUCGCCGUCAUGUUCGCCAUGUACAUCGUCUCCGGGGUGACGGGCUUCGUGGGCCUGAACACUGUAGCGGCGCUGUGUAACAUGGUGAUGGGCGUGGCCCUGCUCUCGCUCUGCGUCUGGGCCUACGUGAAGUACUCGGGCGAGUUCCGCGACCUGGGCACCGUCAUCGACCACGUGGCGGAGACCCUCUGGGAGCAGGUUUUGAAGCCACUGAGCGAUCAUUAUAUGGAGGACAACAUUAGGCAGACUGUGGCUAACUCCAUCAAGGCGAGUCUGACCGAGCAGGUGACGCAACACGCCAAGUUAAAGCCAAACUGACCGCCUCUGCGUUUUCUCGAGGGCGCGAUAAGAAAAGAGAGGGAGGGCGAUCGCGAGAGAGAGCGCGAGCUCGUCUUAGGCCCCGGGAGCUGCGCCAACCAAAGUUUACACCCGUUUAUCUUCGCUUCACCGAAUUCCGCCUCGCCUCCAUUUGGAUGAUGGUCGUCCCACUCUCCCCAUCUCUCUCUCUCUCUCUCUCUCUCUCUCUCUCUCUCUCUCUCUCUCAAACACACACACACACACACACACUGCAAGUGUCUUCCCAAGUUCCAUCUCCCCGAAUCAGGACCUUUGCCGUGGUGAAGCGGUGUGUUUUGUAGAUUCUCCGCCCAUUCUGUGUGUCCCCAAUUAAGGGUUGGCGUAGCAGGUUUUGUUUUUGUUUUGUUUUUUUGUUGUCUUUUUUCCCCUCUCUGUCAUUGUCCACCAUUUUCUUUAUCUUUUAAAUUACGCCACUGCAUUGAUUUUGUUUCAGUGCCGUUUCAGGGAAAAAAAGGAGACUUUGUUGCUGCUCGGUUUUAAGACCUAUAGCGUGUCCGUCUCCGGUCUUAAUCCACCGAAGUGAAUCUCCCAGGAUCCCGUUAUACCCGAAUGGUUCUGUCAUCAUAGUAACGCACAUGGCAACAACCGACUGAAAAGACAGCCCAGACACAACUGUGUCCCGUUAGCUUUCCAAGAAUAAAACGCCGUGAACUGGCGUACAGCGCAGGCCACUGGAUGCUUUUAAUUUAUUUUCCGCCGGAGUUUACAACGAACAUUUCCAACUUAACUGACUCACUGCAUUAACUGACCAUCAACGUUAAGCUAGCUAGCCAACUGUUGCCUGGUAACGGUGGUUUUUGAACAUAAUGUAAGAGUACUAAUUAAAAUGCUACUUUGAGUAUAAGGUGUGUCAGACGCAGUGACGUAGGCACUUUCAUUAUCUAUUUAUAUAAGCAGGCCAGUGAAGAUCUGUGACCCAUUUUAUACCGAAGAUGUAAUAUCAACAAUGGUCCCUGUGCCAGUCAAGGGUGUAGGAGUAAGCUAGACAUAAGGGGGAUUUUUUUUGACAAGCUGCUUUUAAAUGCUCAUUUCUACAGAUUUAAGGUAAAGUUAGCCUACAUGCCUACAUGUGAACCCACAAGGUUGAAACGGUUUCUUUUUCUGUACGGAAGAUGUGGAACUACAUUGCCUUGUCUUUGUCUUUUCUUUUUAAAACCUAGAGACCUAACUUGAACGCAUACUCAAAGCUGUCCUACACCUGACUUAAACCUAUCCUCUUUGUAAUGCCCCUCCAAAGCUAUGCCAAUUUCCACAAUUCCAUCCAAAACACCCCUGUAUUUUUUUUUUUUUUUAAUCAAUCACAAAUAGGGCAUGUAUAUGAUAUAAAUAUAUAAAUAUCAUUUUGUAUACAUUUUUGUAGUUGGACAAAAAAAACAAAAAAACAUCCAAUGGUUCUGUGGUAGGAUUAAGUACAGGUUAUGUAAAGGAAUGUUUUGUGGAUUGUCGCCGUCCGAAUGCAUUUAUUUUGAAAUAUUUGUAAAGUUAAUUGGUCUUGAGCUCUUGAUUUCACCCCUUCUAGCCACGCAUCUUGGAAUGUCAGUAAGAGUGUCUUGAAUUAGUUUUUUUUUUUCCUUUUUUUCUGUCUUUUGUUGCAUUUUAAAGUUAUAUUCUGUAAUUUAUUUUCAAUACAAGAUUAAAACUACUAUAUAUUAAGUGAUAUAAUUGAUUUAAACUGCAAUGCACAACCCUUACAACGAUGCUUCUUACAAAAACUUUUAAAGGGCAUCUUGACGUUAUUGAAACAGAUUGAACCCAUUAAAAAAUAAAAAGACAGUUAUACUUGUAUUAUAAAGAUAUUAGUAGCGUCAUUCCAUUGUCUGUUUUACCCGUUACAUGUGUGUGUAUAUAGAGAAGUGGUUUCAAAGAUAUUGAUACGGGUCGCUUCAAAAUAUUAAUGCCAGUUUUAUAGCUGCAAAAACGACCGUUUAACAUGUACAGCACUGUUAUUCUUAGGCCAUCGGAGUUAUGACAGUUUCAGCUCUGUAUUCAGUGAAUACAUUUGUCAAAAAUGGCCACGAUCGAUUAGCCAUCACAUAAAAGACCUGCAAUGCAAUGGAAUCAAACUAGCUACUUAAGAUAAGAUUUGGUUGGGCGGAGGGGCGUUUGAACAGUCUUUUUCCUGCUCGGAUGUAUCGGGUUAUCUUUGGUCUUUUUUUGGGUGGGGGCGGGUAAAAUGCUGGGCAUUUACAUGGCUGUCAUCUUACAUUUAUGAUGUAUUUGACAUUUGUCUUUUUAUCUAUUCAGUUUAUAUCCGUAACUACAGUGGAGUACCCACAUUUUGGCUGUGUUUUUGCGGCUUGGCUGACUGAGGACCGUAGUCAAUACUGUUUGGUAGUGAAUGACGUUAAAUUGGCCACGAUGGCAAACACAAAUUGUACGAUAUUGUCCUUUUUGUUUUAUUUUUAAUUAUAUGAAUGUUGUCAAUAUUAAUACUGUACAUUUGCCUUGUUUUAAAAAAAAUAAAGUUGCAAUUGAAUAAGGAUGACAAAUCUCUAUAGUGCGUAUGUGAUCUUCGCUUUCAUGUCAAUUAUGUCUAAUUCAUGCUCUACUCCAGUAACUUAAUUUUUCAAUAACCAUUUGGUCUUUGUCACUGAAUUGCUAAAUACGACCAUACAGGCAGAAUUUGACUGCCUUUGGUCGUGAAGACGGUCUUAUUUGCUUAAGCCCAAAAACUCAGCCUUUGCAUGGCCGUUUUCGGACUUACCCAUGGCGCGUGAGACUCCGCACCUCGACCCGUAGUGUCCAAAUAUACAGCACUGUGGAUUCAACAGGAAGUGACAUCACAACGUGGAACGCCCCCCCCUACACUCUUGGCAGUCACUCUGGAUCAAAAUUCAAAGCGACCCGUGGAGAAUCAAAACUGCAAACACGCGUGAUGUUUGUCACCGAUUGUAUUGUCAUUGUGCUCUGUGUUUUGGGUUAGGCAAACGCAUCUACUGGCCGUUAGAAUGGCUCGUUUUGGUAGAGCAAAUCAGUAUGUGUGGAAGUAGGCUACAUGAUGGUUGCAUGUUUUGCUACGAACAAAGGUUAAACACGAUUGAAAUGUACAUGUUGGCUUCGUACCAAGCAGCCAAAUUAGCGCCCCCGAAUUGUCAGCACCUUUGUGAACAAACACUUGGAUAUAUUUUUGACUGGGCAUGGUUGAACACAAUGUGGAUCGCUUGGAAAAAAAAGUUGUAAUUAAACGGUUUCAGUGUACAUAACUGUGUAGAUAUAAUAAAGUAUACCAGUAUAUAUAUUCUA